AUGCGAACAAUCCAUUCAAUGACACUUUUUCUUAAUGAAAGACUUGCUGCACUUAUCCAUGCCGUGGAGGCGCAUUUUAUACAUACAUCAAUUGAAAAUAUAAUGAAAAACAAUCUUAACUUAGAUUUUAUUCAUCACAAAGAUUUACCUCGAGUAGUGGAACUUAUCGUGGAAGCAACGAAUAUUACGUUCGAUGAUUCAAGCAGUGCAAUACCCAUCAUUGCAUUAAUUUCCAAAUUACUCGUACAACAAAGAAUCGACUUUAUUCCAGUGAAAUCAAAACAAACAACACAAAAUGGAAAUAUAAUUGGAAAACUAGUCUUUACUUCAUUUUUUGCAGCUUCUGAUCUAAAUCAACCAACAUUUUUAAUUUAUGAACUCGUGGCUAUCCCCUUUAAACACGGAUCAAAUCGAGUUAGAUUAGCACAAAUGCCAGCAUUUAUUGGAAUUGAUCCAAAGACAUUACAAUUUGUUCGUUGGUCAACAGAUGAAGCUAGUUCUUGUGAUUUUACACUUAUGUCAUCUUGUCGAGAAUCACCAGCAAUCAGAAAAGACUUAGAAGAUAACUGUCUCUAUCAAAUUUUAACUGAUUCUCCGUUAUCAGCAUGUCGAGUAGAAGCAUUUGCUGAUUCAGUAUUUAUUCAUCGCAUUGGACAACAUUGGGCCGUGUCAACAAACUCAACUACUAAAUGUCAUUCAGUUACAACUUCGGAUAUGGAACAACAUAAAAUCACAGGCAAUGAAGAAAUCACUUUGCCACCAGUGGCUCUUAUUACAACCAUCGACACAAAUUCUUUAGCUUGUGAUCGGUUUUAUCUACCAGGCUUACCUAUCAAACUAGGAGCAACAGUUUUAUUAAUACAAAAUUCAACAGUCAAUCCAAUUGAAGAAGACUUCAUUGACUUACAUUCAAUGAUCGGCAAUAGUACUCAUUGGGCGAAAUUACCAUAUAUCCCAUCAAAUAUACAAGCUGUAAUUGAUUUCAUAUCAAAUACUCCAAAACCAGAAACAAUAUUGGGAUAUAAAGAAUGGAUAAAUCAUCCUCUUUCCUUCACAGGAAUUAUAGUGGCAUUUACAAAAUUAAGUACGGAUAAAAUGUCGACUGAACAAAAAGUUACCUUGGAACACGCUAUUCAACUCCUUACAGAAUCAUGUUCCAGUAACCAGAAUCAAGUUACACAAUUAGAAAGUAGAAUCGAGCAAAUUAAUGAUAAGUUGGUUAGAACAACGGCUAUUUUAGAAGAACUUAUGGCAAAAGUAGGCAAUUUAGAAGAAAGAAGAAAUGUGGAAGAAGUUAGGCAGCUUAAUGCUCAAGAGAGUGAUAAAAAAGUUAACGAUUUGUUGACAAGGUCACAAUCCAUGGAUGAAGAUACACAUCAGCCUUAUUAUGUCAAGGACGUAUCUCCAAUGAUUCAAAAAGCAGUUGUUACACCGUUAACUUCGCGUGCAAUUAUAAUACCACCAUCUUCUUCGAUACCGACUUUUUCUGGAAAACAUUCUGAACGUCCAAAACAAUUUCUUGUUCGUAUACAAGAAUAUGCAGAAACGGUUCAUGGAUGGGAUCGUUCAACAUUACUUACCGGUGUCUCAC
Rotaria sp. Silwood2 is the source of this 1591-nucleotide messenger RNA. Lineage: Eukaryota; Metazoa; Rotifera; Eurotatoria; Philodinida; Philodinidae. The record is from the annotation of a GenBank genome assembly.